AUUCAUCUGGUUCACCGGUUAGUGGAUUGUUCAGGGGCUGUUGUUGUUCCCAACCAACUGGCCGUCGUGGGCUUCUUCAUUCGGGCUGGCAAACAUAACCAAAAGUAUGAACAAUUGCUACAACAUUUCGACAGAAUCCGUUAUCCAGGUAACGGAACAAAUAUUCCAGCGUUUCCACUGUCAGAUCUACUGCCCAAGUGCCGACGGUUCGACUACUACCGUUACCAAGGAAGCCUGACAACGCCGCCAUGUUCCGAGAACGUCAUCUGGUCAGUGGGGAUAAAACGGAUAACUAUAUCCAAACAACAGAUUCAGCGGUUCCGUAGCCUUAUGGACUUGAGAGGGCAACCAGUGGUUGACAACUUCCGGUCCGUCCAGGACAUGAACAGCCGGACAGUCUACACUAGCAACAAACGCCACGGCAAUGGAACAGUCAAGGCCACUCCCUGA
Molecule: messenger RNA, 450 nt
Organism: Candidula unifasciata
Lineage: Eukaryota; Metazoa; Mollusca; Gastropoda; Stylommatophora; Geomitridae
Source: the annotation of a GenBank genome assembly